AAAUGCAGUUCAGGAGGUUGAAAAACUUCAACAACUUCUUGAGGCAGAGAAGGUCAAGGGGCGUAUUCGAGAUGAAACCAUCUCCCUUCUCAAAGAUGACAAGACCUACCUGCAAAGGAUAACUUGGGAAAAAAGAUGAGCUCAUCCAUCAGCUACUCUCCAAGAAGGAUGAUGAUAAUUCUACAGUCUGGCAAGUCAAGUGUCAAACGCAAGCAUGUGUAGCCGAAUAGGUUCCUCCGCCUCACUGGCAGUGAUUGACAGGCCGAGUGGCGUACAAAUACAGCUAGGAUGAGAUUGUGCGCCCCUUAUGCUUCCGGCGAGUGACUUCCGGUUCGUGUUGGUGCGGGGAAUUGUUUGGCGUGGUGUGUACGGCGCGCCUCUGUGUCCUGUCUCCGCUACUAUCAGCGCAACUGGUGCGGCUGCGGGCUGGGCGAGCGGAGCGCUCCGCGUCAGGGGUUGCCUGGGUGACAGUCGGUACUCUCUGUGAGAAAAGCGGUGGGUUUGGCGAUCGUGUCUCCCGCUGCCUUAGAGGCUGCACCUCCUGUUCGCCACCUCUGUGUCCAGGGUUUUGCCGGUCAUCGGCCGCCACAUCCAGAACAGAACUGCUGUUUUUGGUUAGACUGUUUUAAUUAAGACUGUGUCGCUUCGAGUGGAGGUGAAGCCAUCUGCGGAGGACGCGGCGUUGUACAGCCGUGACGCCGCUCCUGACCACUCCGUAGGAGUAAUUAUUUGGCCGUCCUCGACUCCGUCCAUUGUCGUUGGCCGGGCCUACUGUUUUUUAAUAUAGCUCCAGCAGGCACCGCCAUAUAAUAGAGUAUUGUUUUUCUAGUGUUUAUUUUCCUUGAUUAUAGUAUGUGUUUUGUUUCCGUUAUGAGAUUAUUUUGUAUGUAAUUUGAGAUGUUUUAUAUUUGUUGUGUUGUGAUUAAGUGUUUAUAUAUUUGGGGUUUGGCUGUUUGUUUGUUGGUUUGUUUGUUUGUUUGUGUAUGUACUUUCUCAAUAUUAUUUUCGAGUAAUUUAGUUCUUUUUUCUUUUUGUUUAACAGGUGCUGUGGGUCGACACGUGCGACAGCCCAACUCUCUGGUGGUGGUAUCUUUUCACGAGUCCGUGUUUGGUGUGUCACGGGUGGUGUUGUGUUGGAUUUGCCCUUUUUGAUUUUCUGCCACCGUGGUAAGCCCCAGUCCUGUUCUUAUAUUGAUUAUUGGUUGUGCCUUUGGAAGCAUUGUUUUUAUUGUUAGGUAAAGUUAUAUGUUAAAUAAAAUAUAUUUUGUAACAUAGAACCCGUUCUAUGUCCUGUGUGUCAACGAACCUGCACUCAAAAAAAUGAUAUGUCACUAUUCUUGGCUUUAAAUCGUAGUUUUAUAUUCUUAUUACUCAAAAAAACAAGUUUUUGAUAUCAACUUAAGUUAGUUGUGUUGUUUUAAAGUAAAAAUAUGCUAUGUCAGAUCUACUUGGCUGUGUAAGUUUGCCCAAAUCAACUCUGUUAAGUAAAAAUCAUGUAAAACGGAAAACACUACAGUAAUUUGUCCCUUUGCGCACACCGUACAUCCCCUCUAAUCUCGUUCGCAAUCACGCGAGAUUACGUUACUCCCGCCUUGUGAUUUUUUUCGUCCCACGCGAGGAGAAGCACGGCGCGCUUGGGAUACACCGCCAUCAUCGAAAUACAAGAUAUGAAUGUGGUCUUGUAAGGACUGUGGAACAACUGUAUCAACAAGAGUCCUUCUACUAAAACACUACAGAGUAAGCGUCAAAUGUGACGGUGUACACCAUGUCUACUCCAGCAAAGCUUCGGAUUGUCCUAGGAGAAGAUGGCUGUGUGAAGCUUACUUUGCCUUCUGGAAUACCGGACUCUGUGGACAGUCUUAGAUUUGAGAUUAAAAAACUGUGUGGAAUUGAAGGAGAGUUCAGACUGCAGUACCUGGACAGUGAUUUUGACCAGUUUAUGAACCUGACUUCAACAGCAGAUAUCCAAGACAAAGGAACAGUAAAAGUGAUUAUACCAACACAGGCACCCAGCCAUACUGCUUAUGCAUCCUUUCAUGGCACUGAUGAUUCCUCUGCAGACACUGACAUACUUUCGUCCCCUGAGUCAACAACCUCAACUUCAUCUUCAACUUCGUCACUAAGAUGUCAAGGCUGGCCACUCAGCUUCCCUCUUCCUCCAUUCUCCUAUGAAGUAGAGAUGCAGCUGUCCAAGGCGAACCAGGAAUUCAUUGCUGAAGGCAAGCGGCUGAACCCAAGUCCCAAAGUCAGGUCAGACAUUUUGCAGGCCUUGGCUUCUGAAAUAAUGAAGUACACAACAGGAUACCCUACCUCUACACAAUUAGAUGAUGUUGCAGAAGCUUUAAUCCUGAAAUAUCCAUGCUUAAAGGAACAGGGUUCUGUUACUGGAUACUAUGGUUGGAAAAUCAGUCUAAAGUAUAAAAUGGGCAACUACCGCACUAAGCUUAGGGGUUUGGGAUGCCAAGAAAUGACCAUAAACUCCAUGAAAAACCGAAAGCCUGGUAACUCCUCCAGUCCUAACCAAGUGAAGAAACCCAGGAGGGCUGAAGUCAAUUUCUGCCCCCAGUACCCAGCUGGAGAAGACAAAGAGAGUCUUGAGAAGGAGCGAGUGGAACUGCUAUCUGAGGUCAAGAAAAGGAACAACCAUCAAGUGAUAAAAGAGAAAAUGGAGAAAACCUUUGCUCAUCGGCGUUAUGAGGUCGUUCAAGACAUGCCCUUCAUUGCAGAAUUCAAAACUAGAUGGCCGGCUCUAUUUAUGGAACAUGAGGUGAGUGCAGAGUUCACCCGCAUCACAACCAUCCCGCUCAUCCCAAAGUUUAUGUCGCAGCUCGACCACUACUCUGACAAGUUGGCUCGAGUGCUCCGUAAGAAAGGAGGAGCAGCAGGACGCAAAAUCAAAAACAUCAUGGCUGUCAUUGACAAGAAUGACUCCAUCGAAACAAGGAGAGCUUGUAGCCUCCAAGCAGUAGCUGUGUAUCUCAAUGAAGACCCUGAGAAGCUAGUGAAGGAGUAUGGAAGUGAGAACCCCGAUGAAACCCAGAUAGAUUUGGAUCAAACUGUCAUCGGCAUCUAUGUGAUUAAACAUCCAGGUGCAGAUGUUGAUGAACUGCCAGAAGAUGUUGGCAUCAUAGUCGAAGGUGUGCAGGUGCUUCAUGAACUCAAAGAUGUCGCCACUGCUUGUGCCUUACUGUUGGGGAUCAUCUACAACCUAAACUUGAGCUAUCCAACUGACCUCAGGUACACGUUUGAAUUCAUUCAAAAGAUCCUGAUGGAACUUGAUACACACAGGCUUUCAAACAAAAUCCAGGUACUCAAAAACAAACUGCUGGAAUGAAUGCAUGAAGGAUGGAGGCUGUUCAGUGACCUGGUUCAUAAUUUUGUUAUGUUUAAUUGAGCUGUAAUUUUCACUGCCUGUUUGUUAGUUUAUUUGGUACUUCUGCUGUUUUACCUAAAAGGUGGAGGUUUAUUAAAAAAAAAUACAAUUCUUGUGGCUUUAUAACUUUAUAAUGUAAUGUUACAGUGAAUAGGAAUGCACUUUAACCUUCUUGUCCUGUUCAGGGACCCGGUUCACAUCUAUCCUGUUGACUUGAGCUGUAGUUUUGACCGUCAUUACUGUGACAUUUACCUGUAAGGUGUAAGGUAUAAGUUGAUUGGUGCCACAAGAAAAAAUUUUGCAUUUUCAAAGUGUUAAAACCAGUUUAACUUGAUUUAUUUUUGAUAUUCAAAUUUCUUUUUACAUUUUCUGACUCUGGGAUAUAGACUGUACAUGCUGUACUUUGCAAGGAUGUUGUGAGGGGAAGCUAAUAACAUAACACGUUCAUUAUACAUGUGAAGCAUUUUUACGUGUUCAAGUGUUGUUGUAUAACCGGCUUUCUGAAUGGUUAUCAACACUAAAUAAAAUGCUGUUUUG
Molecule: messenger RNA, 3910 nt
Organism: Solea solea (common sole)
Lineage: Eukaryota; Metazoa; Chordata; Actinopteri; Pleuronectiformes; Soleidae
Exons: 9
Coding region: 1766-3334 (522 amino acids)
Source: RefSeq, a predicted model, not a curated record